AUGACUGGUAAACGCAAGAGAGAUACCGCUGUCGUUUCGCGAUCUAAAAAAUCCGAAGAAACAAGUUCACCACCAGCAGAGGAUGCACAGGAUGUGUUCCGCAAAUACUUCGAGUCUCAAUUCGCGCCUUUAGAAGAUCUACCUUCCAAAGCGACCAAGAACUCCGGUUCUGAUGACGAGGACGAGGAGGAGGAUGACGAUUAUGAAGAUGGGGCUUCCGACUCGGAGGGCGAGGACUGGGAUGGCCUAUCGGAAGACGACGAAGAUACCCCCAAAGUGCAAAUCGUCGAACAUACGGAUGCGCAAAUGAUAUCAGAUGAAAGGAUGGAUAAAAAAGCCCGCAAAGCUCUUCUGAGUGGGAGAUUGCCAACAUUAGACGGACCAUCGAAAACGAACGAGGAACCGCCUACAAAGGAGGAGGCAGCGGAAGACGCGGACAACUUCAAACAUGAUCUCGCAUUACAACGGCUCCUUAAGGAAUCGCAUCUUCUCGAAGACUCCUCCGAUCUCGCUCCGACAGGCAAGAACCGACUCAAGGCCUUAGAUCUACGCAUGCAGUCUAUCGGUGCAAAGUCAUCUCUUUAUGCCCAGCAGAAGAUGCCUGCCGCGCAUCGGAUCGGAAUCAAAGCCAAAGCCAGCUCAAAGGAAGCUAAAAGACGCCAAGAUGCGAAAGAAAAUGGAAUUAUUCUCGAAAAGCCUUCCAAGGUCACAAAAUCAUCAAAUACAGGGCGAAGAGAACGUGGAAUUGGAGGAUCUUCUAUUGGAAAGUUCUCAGGAGGAACUUUGAAUUUGAGCAAGGACGAUUUGCACUCUAUGACAAGUGCUCCGAGACGCUCUGGAAGGGGUGGCCGAGGUGGACGGGGCGGAAGAGGUGGAAGAGGUGGACGAGGAAGAGGAGGGAGAGGCGGUGGAAGGGGACGCGAUUAA
Molecule: messenger RNA, 927 nt
Organism: Penicillium angulare
Lineage: Eukaryota; Fungi; Ascomycota; Eurotiomycetes; Eurotiales; Aspergillaceae
Exons: 2
Coding region: 1-927 (308 amino acids)
Biological process (GO): maturation of SSU-rRNA from tricistronic rRNA transcript (SSU-rRNA, 5.8S rRNA, LSU-rRNA)
Cellular component (GO): nucleolus
Source: RefSeq, a predicted model, not a curated record